AGGAUUUAAAGCUGGGUUUGGUAGUGUAGAAGGGCCGUGUCUUCACACGUGGAAGUAGUUCCAUUGUCGGUUAAAUAAUGGUGCUGACGCGGAAAACUACAGGAGAUAGUUCUCAAAGUGAACCCAAGACCAGACAAGCUCCUCGUGGUAAGAGCAGAGAUGGUGGGGAAGAUGAAGACCCCAGCAUCCCCCCAGAUUCAGCGUCUCGUGGAAGGUUGGUAAUUAAGGAUCAGACUGAUAGAGACUCGCCAGCCCCCAGACCUGCCGCUCCUGUCCGACGCUCUCGCAGAUUAUCUGGAGAUCAUGAUCUCUCUCUUGCACAGACUCUUCCAACCACCAGACGUAUCCGACUAACCUCAGGUGAUAAAAGUGCUCAAGCACAGACAGAAACUCUGGCAAAACAAAAUUCAAUACCCUCUACUAAUUCCGGAAAUAAACGGAAGCCUGCUUCUCAGGCUCAAGUUAAACCUACUGGGAUAUUGUUACCCGAGAGUUCAGGUACACCUGUGCAUGAACACCAAACUCCAGUUAAACGUUCAAAAAGGGCUUCAGUUGGCAGCCAAGAUACAGACCUUCCGACCCCAACCAGACGUUCAAGAAGGUUAUCAGGUGAUAUCGGUCAAGACACAGUAACUGACAGCCCAGAUGUUUCCAAAUUACGAGCUCCAGCAGGACGACCCAGACGUCGGAAUGGAGCGGGGACUCCUGAGCUUUCCAAUGAAGCAAGUGAUGUGGUUCAAAUAAACAUACACAAGAAACCAGAAUGUGAAGUCAAAGAAUUAAAGGGCUCUCUGCAUGUGAUUGAAGAAAGUGAUGAGCAGAUGGAUAUUGACAAUAUUUCCCAAGCCCUUAUAUGUGGAGAGGAGACACUGUGUCAAAACCCGGAAGAAAAACCCACAAUAAAAUCCAGGCCAGUUGAAGAACUGGUGGGUAUAGAUGGCAACUCUGACUUGUCAAAAUGUUUUAAGACUAAUGAGAAAGUGAUUCCAGAAUCCAAAACUGUAUCUUCUGAAGGUCUAGUAAAAGAAACAAAUGCAAGAGUCGCUGAAACACUUAACAUGUCAACAUUGGAUGUAACUAGUGAAGAAAGUAUAACAAGAGAAAUAGAAAAUAUAGCAAAUGACAAAGAAAUUGAUGUGGUUGGGCUUGAUGAAGAUAGUUGUAGUCUGCCAGUGACAACUAUUAACGGACAAAACACAGCAGUGGUGGGGGAUGAGACAGUUUCUACAACUGUGGUGACUGAAGAUGAUGAUGUGAGAAGUAGCACAGCUCCAUUAAAACCUAUAAAUUCAGAAGAGAUGCCGAGCAAAGAUCGAGAGGUUUCUAGCACAACAGACAUAACUUCUGCUGUAAAAAAUGAAAAUUGUCAACUUGCAAAGCUUAAGAUUCAUGAUAAGAGAAGACAAAUCAAUAAUAGUAUAACAAUGUCUGAUGAAAACUUCGAGCUUGCAAAGAGGCUUAUUGAUCUGAAAAACAUUCCUCGGGGACUACCAGUGUCUGGAAGGUGGUGGAAGAAGGAAAAGGAAAGGUUUAGAUCCAUUAAUAAGGAUGCAACAGGCAAAAAGUCUUGGUCAAAGAAAAUGAAGAUAAAGCAAGAUCGACAGAAUGUUGUGGCAAAGAGUUUAGCACUGGAAGCAGAGAAACAACGGAAAAAGGAUGAAUUAAAGGAACGACGACGCCUAAACAAAAUACGUACCGAGGAAAAUGCCAGGAAAUCUGAAAUAGUACAAGUGAUUAAAGAUCCAAAGAAGAUCAAGAAGAUGAAGAAGAAGCAGUUGAGAUACAUCCAAACAAGAGACACCACUGAUCUUGUGCAGAAACAGAAGAAUUGAUCUUAACAGUAUAUAUAAAUAUUGUGUCUAUUGUUAAUAAAUACUUGAUAACAUUUAUUUUUGCAAUUCCUGUAACAUUUAAUAUUCUACCCAAGAAAUUGCUACUGUCAUAAUAUAUUAAAGUUUCACUUGCAAGCACA
Molecule: messenger RNA, 1972 nt
Organism: Procambarus clarkii (red swamp crayfish)
Lineage: Eukaryota; Metazoa; Arthropoda; Malacostraca; Decapoda; Cambaridae
Product: chromatin assembly factor 1 subunit A-A
Cellular component (GO): nucleolus
Source: RefSeq, a predicted model, not a curated record